This is a messenger RNA of Camellia sinensis, 1679 nucleotides long. RefSeq names its product 3-ketoacyl-CoA synthase 15. The record is from RefSeq and is a predicted model, not a curated record. Gene Ontology annotation, biological process: fatty acid biosynthetic process. Gene Ontology annotation, cellular component: membrane. Lineage: Eukaryota; Viridiplantae; Streptophyta; Magnoliopsida; Ericales; Theaceae. Gene Ontology annotation, molecular function: acyltransferase activity, transferring groups other than amino-acyl groups.
AUGGAUAGUCAUAAUCAUAAGGCGGAGAUUCUAUCAACUGAGAUCGUGAAGUGGGGGACCGAGGAUUCAGGGCCCUAUGCUGGAUCCAUGAGCUUCUCUGUGAGGGUCCGGCAUGGCUUGGCUGACUUCCUCAAUUCUGUGAAUCUGAAAAAUGUGAAGCUCGGUUAUAGUUACCUUAUGAGCCAUGGCUUUUAUUUUAUAGUCAUUGCACCACCUGCCGCCCUCAUUCUCAGUGCUCAAAUAGGGAAACUAACAUGGGAAGAUCAUUUCUUCUCCUUGAAAUUGCACCUCACAAACGCUCUUUUUCUCUCCUCUACCGGACUCUUUUUAGCCUUAAUUCUAUAUAUUUAUCUUCAUUUGAUGCCACCAUCUACUUAUUUACUUGAUUUUGCUUGUUUUCGCCCACCAACUGAAUUCAAGAUGUCAAAGGAAGAGUAUAUGGAUUUGGCUAGAAAAUCUGGCAAAUUUGAUGAAACAGCUAUUGAAUUUCAGCAGAGAGCCCUUGAGAAUUCUGGGAUAGGAGAUGAGACCUACUUGCCAAGAGUAAUAUUCCAUCCUGAUUAUAAAAUUAAUCUAAAGGAUGGGCGAGAAGAGGCAGCAAUAGUGAUGUUUGGGGCUGUGGAUGAUGUCCUUGCUAGCACUAGAAUCCAAACAAAAGAUAUCAGAAUCCUGGUUGUGAAUUGUAGUAUUCUAAACACAACUCCAUCAUUGUCAGCAAUGAUAAUAAACCACUACAAGCUUAGGCAUAAUGUAAAUAGCUUCAACCUUGGUGGGAUGGGUUGUGCUGCUGGGAUUGUAGCCAUUGAUUUAGCAAGAGACCUUUUAAGUGCAUAUCCAGCCUCAUACGCAUUGGUAGUGAGCACAGAAGUUGUAACAUUUUCUUGGUACACUGGCAAUGACCUUGACAUGCUUCUUCCUAAUUGUUUCUUUCGGAUGGGGGCUGCCGCCAUGUUGCUCUCCAAUCAUCUCCUCGAUAGAUGGCGUGCCAAGUAUGAGCUCAAACAGCUAGUUCGCACACACAAAGGCAUGGACAAUAGAAGCUUCAAAAGUGUACAUCUAAAGGAAGAUGAUAAGGGGAAGAAAGGUCUGUCGGUGAGCAAAGAUUUGAUUGAGGUGGCAGGACAUGCUCUCGAAGCUAAUAUAACCACCCUCGGCCCGUUAGUUCUCCCAAUUUUUGAGCAAGUCCAUUUCUUCACCCCUUUACUCUUUAAUAACAAGUCUUCUAAGCCUCACAUUCCCAACUAUAAGCUUGCGUUUGAGCAUGUUUGUAUAAUGGCAACAAGUAAGAAAGCCAUUGGUGAGAUGCAAAAGAACUUAGAGCUUACAGAAGAGUACAUGGAGGCUUCAAAGAGAACUCUAGAACGAUUUGGGAAUACCUCGAGUAGUAGUGUCUGGUAUGAGUUGGCUUACUUAGAGGCGAAUGCAAAGAUCAAGAGAGGUGAUCGGAUUUGUCAAAUCACUUUUGGAUCAGGUUUCAAGUGUAACAGUGUUGUUUGGAAGGCUCUUAGGAGUGUCUCAAGUCCAAAGAGAAGCCCAUGGAUUGAGGACUAAAUGUAAGUAGGUAAGAUAUAUGAAAGAAAUAGCAAAACCAGAACAUAUACACAGAAUUAUAUUUCUUUAAUGUAAUGUACUAGAUUAGCGAACUGUGACAUCCCAAAAUAAUACCUCACAUCAUGAUA